AUGCUACAACAAAUCCCAAACGCACCUCUUUACGACAAGAAUCCAACCGGUGGCCCACAAUUUCGCAACUGGACGGACCUUCUUUGCGCUUUCAAUGACCAGCUCACACAAGGACCGGUAUGGCUUUACAAUACACCAGGCCAGCAGGGACUGAUUGGCUUUCCUUUCAACGCCCUUUUGGUACGUUACCGUAAUCUUACCUCCCCACCAUGUUCUGGCUUCUCUCCUGUCGCCAAUCGCAUCUCUAACCCCGCCCAAACACCAAAGAACUGGUCCAUGUCAACCCCAGCAGGCCUCCUCGCCUUCCACCGUCCCGACGUCAACGCCCACCUCCGCGAAAUCCUAACCGCCUACGGCACCUUCCUCUCUUCCCCCGCCUCUGCCGCCGUUCUUAACUCCAAUGCGACCGGCUGGCUGAGCCCGACUGCCCUCGACGCCCUUGUGUCUACCGCCUGUCUGCCCACGAUCCAUACCACAUCCAACAGCUCCGACCGCGAGUCAAAAACAAACACAAGCGACGAUCCCCGUCCCCAGUUCCACGACCUCUUCGUCUCCGACCCGCUCCACCCCACGUACGGCUUUUCGUCCUGGGACGCCUUCUUCACGCGCCGCUUCCGGCCGGGUAUCCGACCCAUCGCUUCCCCUUCCGACGACGGCGUCAUAGUCAACGCUUGCGAAUCUACCCCCGUAGCUCUCGAGCGUGGAGUCAGGCUGCAUGAUGAGUUCUGGGUUAAAGGGCAGCCGUAUAGCUUGAUGACCAUUCUCGGGGCUUUGCAGACCAAUGCGGAGGAAGAGUCAGGGGAUGACUUGGACAAGAAGAGGGACGAGAAAGAAAAGAACGAGAGAGAGCAAGAGAAGGAGAAAGAGCUGGAACAAGCAAUGCGCUUCGAAGGCGGAACCAUCUACCAGGGCUUCCUGGGGGCACUAAGUUACCACCGCUGGCAUGCCUCUGUUUCUGGAGUAGCGGAGAAAGUGAGGAAGAUACAAGGGACUUACUUUGCUGGAUGUCCUGGGUUAGCCUCCCGCAAAGACUUGCAUGAUGGAGAGGAACGAAAACUCGAUCCUUCAGCGCCGGAUAGAAGCCAGAGGUAUCUCUGCCAGGUGGGCACCAGGGCUUUGGUGUACAUACGGGCGAGGGACAGGAGGCUGGGGACGGUGGUGUUCGUGGCGGUGGGCAUGGCGGAGGUGAGCAGUUGUGAGGUUACGGUUCGGGAGGGGGAUGUGGUGGAAAAGGGGGAGGAGAUGGGUAUGUUCCAUUAUGGCGGCUCGACGCACUGUCUUAUUUUCGAGCCGGGUGUUCGGUUGAAGUUCAGAGAUGCAGUAGAGGAGGUUGAGGGCAAGAGACGGGGUCAUAAUUUGCCGGUGAAUGGAUAUUUAGCGGAGCUUUUGUCUGAAUGA
Molecule: messenger RNA, 1398 nt
Organism: Neurospora crassa OR74A
Lineage: Eukaryota; Fungi; Ascomycota; Sordariomycetes; Sordariales; Sordariaceae
Product: phosphatidylserine decarboxylase
Exons: 2
Coding region: 1-1398 (465 amino acids)
Biological process (GO): phosphatidylethanolamine biosynthetic process
Cellular component (GO): mitochondrion
Molecular function (GO): phosphatidylserine decarboxylase activity
Source: RefSeq, a predicted model, not a curated record